AUGUCGUCUAUACCCGAUGACUAUCUGCAUCGAAUCUAUGCCGGCGUUCUCGGGAAGCUAGUGGGCGUGUACCUGGGGCGGCCAUUCGAAAACUGGACGUAUCAAGAAAUCCAGGACAAGCUCGGAGACAUUCGCUACUAUGUACAUGACAAGCUAGAUCUACCACUUGUUGUAAUCGACGAUGACGUUUCAGGCACCUUUACCUUCGUCCGCGCGCUUGAAGAGCACGGUGCCUCUGCAGACCUCUCACCCGAGGAUGUCGGCAAGACUUGGCUGAAUAACGUCGUGGAGCGCCGCUCUGUCUUCUGGUGGGGAGGCAACGGCAUCUCGACCGAGCACACAGCAUUCCUCAACCUGAAAAAUGGCUUCACCGCCCCCGCAAGCGGUGCGUUCACGACGAAUGGUCGCACUCUGGCAGAACAGAUUGGCGCCCAAAUCUUUAUCGACGGCUGGGCUAUGGUCGCUCCGGGAAAUCCGGCCCUGGCGGCGCGGCUCGCUGAGGCAGCUGCACGAGUGAGCCACGAUGGCGAAGCGGUACAUGCGGCUAAGUUGUGGGCGGCCAUGGAGGCGGAAGCGUUCCUGUCCAGCGACGUCAACCAUCUCCUUAAUGCCGGUCUGGCGUUUGUUCCAGCUGAAUCAAUUAUCGCGCGUAUGAUUGCCGACGUCAGGCGCUGGGUGCAAGAGGACGGCGACUGGAGGCAAACGCGACAGCGGGUCGAAGAUAAUUAUGGCUAUGACAAGUACUUGGGUAUUUGCCACGUUAUCCCCAACCAUGCCAUCAUGAUCAUGACUCUACUAUACGCAGGCCACGACUUUCAUGAGGCCAUGCAUGUCAUCAAUACCUGUGGUUGGGAUACCGACUGCAACGCGGGGAAUGUUGCGUGCCUGGUUGCUCUAAUGCACGGCUUGGCCGCAUUUCAAGGCGGCCCUGACUGGCUGGGCCCUUUGGCCGAUCGCGCAAUCAUCUCCAGCGCCGACGGUGGCUACUCGAUAAACAACGCAGCGCGCAUAGCGUACGAUAUAGCUAAUCUAGGCUAUCGCUUGUCCGGCAACCCGACACUCCAACCACCAAAGGAUGGCGCUCAGUUUCACUUCUCUCUUCCUGGUAGCGUUCAGGGCUUCCAGGCGACGAUGCAUCCCCAGUCUCCUUUGGAUGUGGUCCGCAUCAGCCAAGGCCAAGACAGUGGAGUCGAUAGCCUUUGUAUUCACAUCAAGAACCUGACAGACACGAGCAGCCCUGUGGAAGUAAUGACUGCGACCUUCACGCCGCUCGAUAUCCUCCAAGUUGAUCGAAACUACGACAUCAUGGCCUCGCCUCUGGUGUACCCAGGCCAACGGGUUAAAGCAGAACUUCGUGCAGGUGACAGCAACACUACGGUCUUGACUGUGUGUCUGAGGAUCAAGGCAUAUGACGAAAACGACAUUUUGACAACUGUGGAUAGUCAGCCUAUAAACAUAAAGUCCGGGCAACAGAAUAGCCUGCAGUGGACCAUCCCCGACAGCCUUCAGAACUGGCCCAUCCAGCAGAUCGGCAUCGCGAUCAGCCCCGCUAAAGGCUCUCCGAACCUUGAUGGUGCCAUAUUUCUUCACAGCAUGCGAUGGAACGGCGUGCCUCGAAUGACACUGAAACGGCCCGCGAACAAGAGUAGAUGCCAGAGUUUCUGGAGCCGUGCCUGGGUCAGUUCCGUGGACAAGGUGCACACAGACAUGGGGCCGUCAUUCUUCAUCGCUCAAGACCGAGGCGAGGGCCUCUUGAGCCAAGGUGCCAGAGACUGGGCCGACUAUACUGUAAUGGUAUCGAAUUUUGUGGUCAAUUUUGGCGGGUCAAUGGGCGUUGCCGCUCGGGUCCAGGGACUUAACCGCUAUUACGGGCUCAUGUUAACCAAAGACAAGCGGGUGGCGUUGGUCAAGGCUGCGGACAAUGAGAGGAUAGAGUUGAUGAGCAUGCCUUUUGUAUGGGAGGAGAAUCGCAAGUACCAAUUGCGCCUACGCGUGCAAGGCAGCAAGAUCGAAGGACAAGUCGGCCAGGUGGGAUUAGUAGCACUAGACGAGGACUAUGUAGGAGGCGCAGUGGGCUUUGUGGUGACGGACGGCUCACUAUCGGCCGAUAGCAUCGCUGUUUGUCCAGUAGAGAGUUGA
Messenger RNA from Trichoderma asperellum CBS 433.97, 2139 nucleotides. RefSeq lists its product as uncharacterized. The record is from RefSeq and is a predicted model, not a curated record. Lineage: Eukaryota; Fungi; Ascomycota; Sordariomycetes; Hypocreales; Hypocreaceae.